AUGCGGCAGGUUGUCGCUUUGCUUAACGAUGAAGAUGUUGAUGCAAAUUCAUCGUCUUCUUCAAAACGCCCUUCCACAUUUCUUAAUUUUGUUGCUCUUGGCAAUACCAGUGCAGCUAAAUCAACAGUUUUGAAUAGUUUGAUUGGGCAUCCUGCUCUGGGUGCUUCUGUUGCAAUGAAUAUCUCUAUAGCAUUUAUCAGUGUCAUCCUUCUUCCUAUUAUUGGAAAUGCAGCGGAACAUGCAAGUGCCAUCAUGUUUGCCAUGAAAGACAAGCUUGAGUCGCGAUUGGCUCCUCAACACAAAUAUCUAUGUUUGUUAUUCCAUUUUUGUGUGGUUGUUGGGCGGAUCAUGGGGCAUCCUUUGGACCUAAAUUUUCAACUUUUUGAGACAUCAACUCUUAUUAUGACGGUUAUAGUAGUGGCUUUCGUGUUGCAAGAUGGAACAUCCAAUUACUUCAAGGGAGUAAUGCUUGUGUUUUGCAAUUUGAUACUUGUUGCAAGUUUCUUUGUACAUAUAGACCCUCUAUCUAUAGUUCAAUCAUCAGGAACAACUAUGACAUUUGUGAUUGUUGAAGGAGCAGUUAUAUCCGUAGCUUCUGUUGGUGAUUCAUGUUCCAUAAUUGAGAGAGAGCGUGUCCCUGCUAGUGGUGGUGAAGUUGGUCGACUUAAUGUCGGUGGUGGUGCACAUAUUGGUCCUUUGAGAUGUUGGCCUCGUGGCUUGUGUUUGUCAAUAUCAAUUGGAGAUCUGGAUGUUGGGGAAUUCAUUGUUCCUGUUCCCUAUGUUAAACAAGUUAAUGUCAGUUGUAUUUUUGAAGGAAUGGAAUCCAUCAAGAGAAUUGGAAUUGGAAUUGGAAUCGAAAUCUGA
Molecule: messenger RNA, 864 nt
Organism: Lactuca saligna
Lineage: Eukaryota; Viridiplantae; Streptophyta; Magnoliopsida; Asterales; Asteraceae
Source: the annotation of a GenBank genome assembly